AUGAUUUCACCUGUGUUUUUAUUGUAUUAUUGUACGUUAUGUGUCGCAGCUCAGAUUUACCACUUGAACGAAUCAACGUACGAACGUAUGCCACCUCUCUUCGAUUUGGACGAAUAUGAAUUUUGUUUAAAUGGGGAUAGAGGUAUUUAUUGCUUGGUCCGAAUGGAUCUAGUCGGACCUGACGACAGUGAUUUGAUUCAACUUAUAAGGGACUACUCAGCGGUUACGACAAAACAUUACAACCACACCUAUUUGGAGAGAGGCAUCUGUGUCACUAGAACGUGCAGGAAAUACUUCGAAUACGAACAAAACGUUUCAGACUUCGACGCAAAUCUGGAGGCUUGUCUUAACGAAACUAUCUACAAAGAUCACGAACUGAAAAUUAAUUUAACCAAAAUCUAUUAUUGCAAGAAACACGAAGACGGCAUUCAAAUUGACUCGUACGAUUGGAUUGUGUUUGGAAUAUUUGGAUUCUUUGUCGCCAUCAAUGCGAUCGGAACUGUGUACCAUCAUUUUGUGUAUAGGCGUGAAGAAGAAAAGAACAUUGAUUCAGGUAACAAAUACCUUCUAUGUUUUUCAAUCAAACGUAACUGGGGUUGGUUGAUUCAGUCUGAACCAAAAGAUCCUAGGAUAAGGAGACUCAAAGGCUUUUAUGGUGUCAGAACAAUAACGAAUGUUUUAAUAAUAUUCGCCCACAUCAUCACUAUAUUGGGAAACGGGUUCGUUGCUAAUCCGCGCGACUUCGAAGAGGCAUACGAUCAUUUGCUCUACCAGAUGAUCUUCAACGGUGUUAUGGUGGUUCACGUCUUCUUCUGCAUAUCAGGCUUCCUACUGGUAUACAACUUCUUAAUCCGCGUCGAGAAACUACCGGCAACUUGGGCAUCUAUACCAUUUGUCAUGUUCCUGAGGUGGUGGAGGUUGACGCCGGUUUACGCAUUAAUCAUAGCGUUCAAUUCAACUUGGAUGCGGCAUUUAAGCUCCGGCCCGCUUUGGGACCACUACGUGACCAACAGCUUCGUGAGAGAUUGCCGAAGAUAUUGGUGGCAGCAUCUAAUCUACAUCAACAACUAUAUGACGGAGAAUAAGUUCUGCGCAUUGCACACUUGGCACGUAGCAUCAGACACACAGCUUUUCUUUAUUGGACUGGUUGCUUAUGUGCUAACGAUGAAACGAGGAAGGAAGAUCGUGAUGAUCUUGCUACUGAUCACAUCUCUCAUACUACCGUCCCUGCACGUCUGGUUCCAGGAUCUGGAUGGCAUUAUGAUCUUGAUGCCAGAGUUUUUCAGAACUUUAAACAACGAUAGCUUUUAUUUGAUGUGUAAAUUGGGACAUAACAAUUUGGUCAGCUAUACGGUCGGAAUGGCCAGUGGGAAUCUGGUCUAUAACUGGCAGAAGAGAGGUGUGGAUAUUUCAAAAAAUAAGGUAUUUGCGAAGUUCCUAUGGUUAGUAAUUCCAGCCAUCGCAUUAAUUAUGUACUCCGGGCAGAUGUUCUACAUUGAGGGUCCAAGAGCCUCUGUGUUCUUGCGAAUGGCAUAUGCGUCUUUGCACCGAUUAAUUAUCGCAUUAAUCAUUGCUGGUGGAUUAAUUGGAAUGGUCAUGAAGAGCCCCAUUAUAUUAAGGAACAUCCUGGAGUGGAAGGGAUGGGUUUUGCCCGGCAGACUGACCUACUGCGUGUAUCUGAUUCAUUUCAACUUUAUCCAUAUAAUUUCUGGAAUUAAGAUCACCUUGAAUCAAGCCGCGAUGUUUAAUAUGUUCAUCACCACUGCAGGCGUCACCUGUCUAUCCUACAUCCUUGCUUUACUACUAUUCCUGCUAGUGGAAGGACCACUGAACAACUUCAUGAAGACUUGGACUGAUUCUGUGAAGAAAGAAUGA
Bombyx mandarina (wild silkworm) is the source of this 1875-nucleotide messenger RNA. Its product is annotated as nose resistant to fluoxetine protein 6. The record is from RefSeq and is a predicted model, not a curated record. Lineage: Eukaryota; Metazoa; Arthropoda; Insecta; Lepidoptera; Bombycidae. Gene Ontology annotation, molecular function: acyltransferase activity, transferring groups other than amino-acyl groups.